UUCGUGUUUAAUUGUGCAUGUAGAAUGUCGAAGUUUUUAUCAUAUUACAAUUUGUUUCCUAUUCCGGACCCAAAGGAAUUUCUUGGCCUUGAUGCUGACCGUGAAGAGGGCAAUGUCAUCACCACUCUUGCACGAAAUGUAGUAGUCAUUUUGAACAUAAGCACACAGAAGCAGCUAUGCAGUUGGUCUAUGCCGGAAAAGCUUUCGGCUAAGGUUAUUUAUGAUCCCAAGAGUCAGAAAUACGUAGGUGUCUUUGGAAACCAUGCACUUCGUCUAUGGGACGUCGACACUCCAGAUGUAGGCAAAUGCAAAAAAUUGAAGUUUCAAAAGAGCAUUGCCCAACUAGUCGCGACAGACGCCGAGGCGCUUGUGUUAUAUAGCGAUGACACUUUUGAGUUUUUGUCUGAUGCUCUUAAUUCGCGAAAAGAUCAGCAAGAGGACACCUCGGAGCAAUUACAAAUUGCUGCGUCCAAAACAAUAAGCAAAGCAUUGGUGCACACGUUUGACGACGGUACUCAGAUGCUAACAUACUUUGAGGAAAAGCACGCAAACAGCGAAUUAAGGCUCAUAGCCCGUUAUCUAACGACUGAGAGUAGGAAAAAAAAUAUUAGAAUCAAACGAGAGAUGGUGCGCGUCACUGGAUAUGCGGUCAUUGAUGGUGAGGGUCAACCGCAGCUACUGACUAUAUGGUCGGAUAAACGUAUAUUUUUACUUAACUUGGGAAAUCGCAACUAUGAUCCACCUGGCCAAUUUGUUUCUAUGUUGGCUGAGCUGAACGUAGAAAGCAAAUUAUCUGUGCAGGGCAUUUCGCGUAAUUUUGUGGCUAUAUAUGGCGCCAAUUAUGGAAAAGAGGGCGCUUCUCUACUAGUCUACAACACGCAAUUUAAGGUAGUAAAUGCCAAACAAUACUUUAAGGUGUAUUUGGACUUCUCUCGCCUAUGGGCACGUGGUGAACACAUUUUGCUAGCCAUGGGCAACAACAUAGCUGCCGUGCGCUAUCGUAUGAACCAAGACAUGCUAGUCGAUAUGCUCGGCUCUCAAUUCAGCGACACACAUAUUUCACCCAUCGAGUUGGACCACAUCAACGAGGAGGAAGCCUUGGAAGCUGGAAUCAAGUUUCUUGGCAACUAUCAACCCGCUGAUAUAGUCGAACAGACUAACACAGACAAUGAGACUUUGGCAUUUUUUCCUCCUGCAGAUGGCAAACAAAUUGCCUAUGAAUCACCGGAGAUAUUUAACAAGGAGUUAAGUGAACUGCUCAAGCAGCAUGUUUACGGCGAAGUGGCCAACAUUGAAAACGGCUAUGAAGAUGUAAAUGUAACCCUCAUGUCAAACUUCUUUGAUUUAGGACCACAGAACACUGCCGUUCAAGCAAUUGUACGCCAACUAGAACGCAGCGGCGCAGGCGAGCAAGAGAUUUCUGAAAAAUUGCUCACACUGUUUAUAAAGACGCAGAACACGGAUCACGUUCUUAUGUGCCUACGGCGUUACUCAAACAUAUCUGAACGUAUGCUUGCUUGGGCAUUGCGCUAUGCGCUGGAUAACAAUUCGGCAGAUAUCGAAGCUACAAAUGGCGAUCCAGAAGCCAUUUAUACAGAUCCUGCACUGAAGUCCAACAAAGAGCUGUUGAACGCAGUGCUGGCCUGUAGUUUUGAAUCCAGCGCCAUUGAAGAGCACUUACGGCAACGAUUAGAAUUAUCGCACGUGCUGCGCAUUCUAAAACACUUACAUGUUUUAAUGACCUCGCCCGAUUUUCGAUUGGAAGAACGACCUGGCUAUGAUAGUUCACUGAAGCAUACUGAGCUGCAAACCCUCAAAUGGCUCGGGGCACUCAUGACGUCACACUUUACGUUGUUGUCCAUCUCAAAAGAUGUGGAAAUUCUGACUGUGCUUAAAAGUUGGUCGGUACUAUUAGAGGGGUAUGUGAGGAGUUUAGAUGAUCUUCAAGCCGUUUUACCACUCCUGAUGAACAUUGUGGAGGGGCGAAUGCCGAAACCAAAAUAUGAUAACAGAUGGUAUAGCAUAGAAAAAGUUGUUUUGUACUAGUUUUUAUUUUACUAAGAACACAAAUAAAUAUGUAGUUUUUUGAAUCAA
Messenger RNA from Scaptodrosophila lebanonensis, 2094 nucleotides. RefSeq lists its product as uncharacterized. Gene Ontology annotation, molecular function: RNA binding. The transcript has 4 exons. The coding region runs from base 25 to 2046 and encodes 673 amino acids. The record is from RefSeq and is a predicted model, not a curated record. Gene Ontology annotation, biological process: maturation of SSU-rRNA. Gene Ontology annotation, cellular component: nucleolus; nucleus. NCBI's taxonomy places the organism in Eukaryota, Metazoa, Arthropoda, Insecta, Diptera, Drosophilidae.